AUGGACCCAGCAAGCGCUAUUGGGCUGGCUGCAGCUCUAUCGGAGCUCAUUGGUACUGCCAUGGAGAUCGUGAAUAUGGCAAACAAGAUAGCCAAUGCGCCAAAAAAUCGCAGAUCACUCACACUGGAGAUGGUCAGCCUUAUCGGCAUCAUGUCGAACCUCAAGCAGCGCGUAGAAUCCGCACGAAAAGAGACUGAUCCAUGGUUCAAGGCUGUGUCGAUGCUAGACUGGGAGAAUGGACCUCUUCAGCAAUUCAAGAUAGCUAUGAACUAUAUCUCCAAAAAGCUGGAACCUCAAUUCGGUAGAGACAUAAGAUGGGCUUUCAGUGAGCACGAAAUCAAAGAUGCAUUGAUGCAGAUCGAGAGGAUCAAAACACUCAUAACCAUGGCUCUCCAGGACGAUAUCUUCACUUUGACGCAGGCCACUAAGAAGGUCAUCGACGGCAUGGAUAAUCGAACCGAGAUGAUGCAGAAGAACGUUGUCAAUAUCGGCGAUGGUAUACAGGGAAUAUCCUUGGGUGUCAUGACUCUGACCAAAGACGCAAGUGAUCAAAGGCGACGCGAUAUCGCCACGUGGUUGUCACCUCUCAAUUUCCUCGGUCGCCAGGAUGACAUCUUCCGUCGCCGGCAAGCUGGAACCACCAAAUGGCUCCUGGAAUCGAAAGAAUUUAAAGAUUGGGUUGUGGGCAAAAGGAAACUAUUACGAUGCUCAGGUAUACCAGGCGGGGGUAAGACUACAGCCGCUUCAGUCGUUGUAGAACACUUGAAGUCACGGCCCAAGCUCGGCAAGAUUGCUGUUGCAGUUAUCUACUGCAACUACAAAGAGCAAGGAGACCAAAGCGUUACCAACCUCAUUUCAAGUUUGAUCAAACAGUUGCUGCAAGAUGAUGGGCCGCUGCCGGACGAGCUGUUGUCUCUCUAUCGCCGACACAGCGACCGGGAUACGCGUCCAUCUCUCCAAGAGGUUUCCAGCAUCAUGCAAAACCUGGUGGAAUCGUACGAUAAGGUGUUCAUCGUGAUCGAUGCGCUUGAUGAGAGUCCCGAAGACAUGGGUACUCGAACAAAUCUGGCUACUGAGCUCUUGAACUUUCGCUCGGAAAAGUGUAAUCUCAUGUUCACCGCGCGUAACUACGCAGGGCUGGAAUCUCUUUUCCCAGAUGGUGUCUCUAUCGAGAUUGCGGCAACAGAUGAGGAUGUGCUUAGCUAUGUGGAUGCUCGAAUAGCACAGUCCCACCGGCUUGCGAAACAUUGCAGAUCUCAUUCAGACUUGCAGGAGGAUAUCAGGAGAACAGUUGUAGAGAAAACUCACGGGAUGUUUUUACUUGCAAGACUUCACAUGGACGCUAUGGAAAACAAGACUACAGUAAAGGCAGUGAGAACAGUUUUGAAUGCGCUACCAACGUCUCUGAACGCCACAUACAACGAUGCCAUGGACAGAAUAGCGAAUCAGAACGAGGAGGACCGAGAACUGGCACAACGUGUAUUGUUCUGGAUAACGUUCGCUAAAAGACCUCUCCGUAUACUCGAGCUGCGUCACGCUCUUGCUGUGGAAGAGGGCGAAACCGAUCUCGACGACGAAAACCUUGCAGAUCAAGAUAUUGUGCUAUCUGUUUGUUGCGGCCUGAUCGCCGUCGACCCAUCCACUACAGACGUACGCCUUGUUCACUACACUCUACACACAUACCUUGAGACAGUUCGCGAUACUAGAUUUCCAAACGCCGAGGCCAACAUUACCAAGACUUGCUUGAAAUACCUCACUUUCGAUGCCUUAGGUACUGCAGUCUGCAAGACGGAUCGUCAGAUGGAAGCUCGCCUACUUGAGCACCCUUUCCUUCUGUAUGCCGCUCAAUUCUGGGGUGAACAUGCUCGUGGAGAAGUCGAAAAAUUGUUGACAGACACAAUCCUAUCGUUCCUUCACGAUGAAAAUCGCCUCAUCUGCUGUGUUCAAAUCAUGUGCAUACCAGAGCACCGGUACUCGGGAUACAGUCAGAUGUUCCCACGCGAAUUCGAUGUUCUUUGGGUAACAGCGUCAUUCGGCUUAGCGCAUAUCUCACAAAUCAAGCUCCAAAGUGGAGGCAAUGUGAGCGCCGCUGACUCUCUCCGUGGACAUAGCCCUUUACACAGAGCCGCAUUGGCUGGGCAUCUGAAUGUUGCGAAGUUAUUGAUCGACAACGGGUCGUCGAUUGAUGUUCAGUGCGCACAUUCGGGGUUUACGCCGCUCCGUGUGGCAGCUCAACAAGGGCACGGCAAGAUAGUGUCCUUAUUGAUUGCUUCGGGUGCAGAUGUCAACAUAAAGGCAAACGAUGGUAAGCAACCACUCCACGGUGCCGCCUCCAAGGGUAUAGUCUCAGCCAUCGAAUCACUACUCGAUCGGGGAGCAGAUAUAGAAAUGCGGGACACUGCUAUGCAAACUUCUUUGCACGUCGCAGCAACGAACGGUCACGUGGCGGCAGUCGAAUUCCUCCUCAACCGGUCUGCAUUUGUGGAGGCCAAAGAUCGGGGCGGUCGCACAGCUGUCCAUCUUGCGGCCGUCAAUGGUCACCCUAUGACUACCCUGACUUUGUUGAAACGAGGAGCCAGUCCAGAAUCCCGCGAUCGUGACCACGGCACUCCUCUCAUGGAUGUGGCUGAGGCAGGGCAGAAGGCGACGCUAUUGGUGCUCCUAGAGCAUGGGUCAGAUGUAAACGCACGGGAUAUGCGCGGGAUGGCUGCUCUUGACUUUGCUGUCAAGCAUCGCAGACAUGAAAUAGUCUCGAUGCUUUUACGAUGGGGAGCCAAUUCGAACUCAAGGGAUCAAGACGGAUUCACGGCGUUACACAGAGCUGCCAUGAUUGGCGAUGUAACAGCAGUAACCAUGUUGCUCAAACAUGAUGCGAAUGUGAACAAAGGGGACGCGAGGGGGGAGACACCUUUGCAGCAGGCAGCCUGGUUUGGACACACAGAAGUUGCCUAUCUUCUUCUGAGGGCUGGUGCCACGGUUCACGACUCAACGCUGGAUGGGCAGACAGCGCUACACCUGGCUGCCAGCAACGGACAUAGUCCCAUCGUAGCGGUUCUGCUUGGGCAUGGAGCCAACACAAACACUAAAAAUAAGAAAGGAGAAACCGCACAAGACCUUGCUCAGUGCAAUGAGCACGCAGGAGUGGUGCAGCUUUUCUCUGUCGUGAGUCCGGACGUCCGUAGCUCAUCAGAAUCGGGCCUCGACUGGAUAACGGUCGAGAAGGCAGAUUCCCUAGAUCUCGAGCGGCCAGUAAUUUCGUUGCCGAGGGCACUGACCUAUUCCGAUAAGAGCAUGAAUGCUCAACCACCACCACCGAAGCAGGACGUGGAGAAGAGGUUCGAGCCUGGCAUUCAGAACGCUAUUGAGGAGGCAACAGCUAUGCUCUCAGACCCAGCAGUUUUCAAAGCCCUGAACGUCUCUCGAGAGGACACAGUGGUUGAGCUGUGGGGCGCUCUAGGUUUCUCACUGAAGGCCGUCGUCACGGUACCGGGAGAUAGCCAGGUCAAGAGGUACUUUGUGAAGACUCGGAUCAACGAAGCCCGUGACGAUCUCUAUUAUGGCGAGUACCUUGGUCUUCUAGACCUCCAUAAGGCAUGUCCUUCUUCAGUUCCCUACCCGAUCGCUCACGGAAACUUGUCCGCGACAGUAGGCUGCUUCCUCGUCAUGGAAUAUCUCGAUCAAGACACAAGUGGCAAUCUCAUAUCAGCUACAAAUACGAUGUCACUCGCUCAGAAGCUUGCGACACUGCACUCCGCUCCCACCUCUAUACCUGAAGGCUUCAGUGCACCGGUAUUCGGGUUCCCAGCAGUCACUUAUUGUGGACCUACGCCACAAGCAAACAAGUUUUCGUCAUCUUGGCGCGAGUUUUUUGUGCAUGAUCGUAUGCGUAUGAUCCUGAAAUCUUGCGAAGUCGAACGGGAAUCAGAUAAUGAAUUGAGAUACUGGGUCGAGCGCACGAUUGACGGACCGAUUGCACAUCUUCUCGCUGACGGACAUCUCGGUGGUCAGAUGGGUAUCAAGCCCGCAAUCGUUCAUGGUAAUUUGUGGUACGGCAACAAGAUGCGAGGAACCAUUUCCAGCUCUUUCACAAGCUACGAAGCUGAAGACAUCUUGUUCGACCCAUCAGCAGCUUGGUGUCACAGUGAGUUUGAGUUGGAUAUCUUGUGCUUGUUUGGUGGAUUCAGCGCAGGAUUUUUUCAGGAGUAUCAUAGUCUCAUACCGAAAACGGAUCCGAAGCAUGAGUACGAUGACCGCGUAGAGUUGUAUAUGUUGUAUCAUCAGUUGAAUCACUGUGCGCUUUUUGGUGGCGAGUACAGGGGGGAGAGCAUAGCAAGGAUGAGAAAGCUCUGCGCAAAGUAUCCUGUAAAAAAGGGAGAGUAG
Messenger RNA from Alternaria arborescens, 4380 nucleotides. RefSeq lists its product as hypothetical. Gene Ontology annotation, molecular function: protein binding. Bases 1 to 4380 code for a protein of 1459 amino acids. Gene Ontology annotation, cellular component: cytoplasm. The transcript has a single exon. Lineage: Eukaryota; Fungi; Ascomycota; Dothideomycetes; Pleosporales; Pleosporaceae. The record is from RefSeq and is a predicted model, not a curated record.